Messenger RNA from Boleophthalmus pectinirostris (great blue-spotted mudskipper), 909 nucleotides. RefSeq lists its product as uncharacterized. The record is from RefSeq and is a predicted model, not a curated record. Bases 172 to 909 code for a protein of 245 amino acids. Lineage: Eukaryota; Metazoa; Chordata; Actinopteri; Gobiiformes; Gobiidae. The transcript has 4 exons.
UUUUACGCAGCCAAUGGUUACGCGUUACGCACUAGUGACGCUUUACCUAAUAGCCAAUGGGCAGUCAAAAAAAGAGUUUAUAUAUACAGUUUGAGGUGUUUACUGUACACAGUACAUCAGUACAGUAUAGUACAGUAUAGUACAGUACAUACUCCAGUACAUACUCCGUGCAUGUUGGUGCUUUGCCUUUGUUUCGAAGUUAUGGCUAAACGAACAGAGAAGACGCGGUUUUCAGCCUUGGAAGCUGCGGAAAUAUGUACGAGAAGGCUGAGUGACACCUCGGACCAGGAGCUGUCGGAACCGGAGAGCGAUGUGUCCGCGGUGGACUCAGUGGAAGAAGAAAUGUUUUUUGAGGGAUUGGAUGCCAUUUUGGAUCGGCAAAAUGACUCUGACCCUGAUUGGGAACCAGACACUGAAGUUUUGGCUGAGGUGCAUGUGGAAAUUGAUGACCCUGAACUGACUUCAGUGCCUGCAGCCGAACCAGAGCCGGGCCCUUCCUCAAAGAUUCCCCGGGUUGAGAAAACAGCAAAAAGAGGCAGAGGACGGAGUUUGAAGUGUAAGAGCAUUAUCCGGCUGUAUGUUUACACGAACAUCAUCAGCACGCUGAGGCCAGACGUCUUGCUGGUCUCAGAGAGCACCAAAAACAUCGUAAUCAUGGAGCUGACAGAGCCGUGGGAGGAACGCUUGGAAGAGGCCCCUGAAAGAAAGAGGUCCAAGUAUGAACAGCUGACAUCGACUGCCGAGCUCAGGCCUGGAAGGCAAAAUGUAUGCCCAUCGAGGUUGGCUGCAGAGGAUUUGUGGGCCACUCACUCCACAGAGCCCUCACUCAAUGCAUCGGGCAUAGCAGGAACAGCAAGGGCCAGAGACAUCAAAAACACUAUCAAAGGAGCCGAGAAAGCGUUGAGAUGA